CAUCAAAGACAAAAUUGUAUUGAUAACUGGAGGAUCACGCGGGAUUGGGCUCAUGAUAGCCAAAGGAUUCGUAAAUAAUGGAGCAAAAGUUUACAUUUCCUCUAGAAAUGCCAAACUCUGUGAUCAGGUCGCAAGAGAAUUGACGGCUCAAGGAAUCGGUGAAGCAGUAAGUCUACCCGCCGAUUUACAAAACUUGAAAGAGUGUAAAAGAUUGGUUGACGAGAUUACGAAACGAGAAGGACGAUUACAUGUUUUGAUUAAUAACGCAGGCGCAAAUUGGGGAGCAAAAUUUGAAGAGUAUCCUGAUGAGGCUUUUGAGAAAGUGCUCAACUUGAAUCUAAAGCGGGUUUUCAGUCUAACACAAGC
This is a messenger RNA of Acaulospora morrowiae, 366 nucleotides long. NCBI's taxonomy places the organism in Eukaryota, Fungi, Glomeromycota, Glomeromycetes, Diversisporales, Acaulosporaceae. The record is from the annotation of a GenBank genome assembly.